AUGGCUGUUGAAGCUCGCCAUCACAAUCUAUUUCCUCCACAGAUUCUCAGCAAUAGAGAAACAGCGAUGAAUAGUAUGGAAGGCAUUGGCAAUGUAAAUAUGUAUGGAACUCCAUUAGGAUACGGAGUGGUGACGCCACUAUCCGGGACAACGACGGCAACGGAGAAUAUUGUGCCGAUGUACAAUUCGGCUACUACGGAUUCUAUGCCGGCGAAGACAGCUCCGAUGAAAUCCGAGAGUGAUCUCAGUUAUGCUGUAUCGAGAAAGCGAUCAAGUGAUGCAAUGAAUCCUUUGCUUUCUUCAUUCCCUGGCGUUGUUCAGAAUCAGAAUGCAAAUUACCGUUGCGGUUCUUUCACUUUUCUCGGCGAAGAUAUUUCGUUUCAGAUCCAACAGCAACAGUUAGAAAUCGAUCGCUUCAUUGCUCAACAGACUGAGAAAGUAAGGAUGGAAAUAGAAGAGAGACGAAAGAGAUAUUCGCGUAGAAUCGUGGCAGCUGUUGAAGGCAACAUAAUGAAGAAGCUGAAGGCAAAAGAAGAUGAAAUCGACAAAAUUGGGAGAUUAAACUGGGCGUUGGAAGAGAGAGUGAAGUCCCUGUGCGUAGAGAAUCAGAUAUGGAGAGAUUUAGCACAAACAAAUGAAGCCACAGCAAACACUCUGAGAUGCAAUCUCGAGCAAGUUCUCGCUCAAGUCCAAGUCGAUCAAAACCAGCACAAGGAAUUAACCGACGACGCUCAAUCUUGCUGCGGCAGCAAUAUCGAAGAAAUCGAGCGGCAAGCACUAGCAGAGUGCACAGAAACCAAUGCGCACGGCAUCGAUUGCAACGACGGUUGCAUUUGUUCUGGCAAUAUUGGGGACAAUAAAGGUUGGAAGAGCUGUAGUUACAGUAAUAGCAGCAGGAACAGAUUGUGCAGGAACUGUGGAAAAGAGGAGUCAUCUGUGUUGCUUUUGCCUUGCAGACAUCUCUGCCUAUGUACUGUUUGCGGAUCAUCCGUCCAUACUUGCCCCGUCUGUAACUCCUCCAAAACCGCUAGUCUUAAUGUAAACUUGUCUUCUUGA
Messenger RNA from Fraxinus pennsylvanica, 1056 nucleotides. Lineage: Eukaryota; Viridiplantae; Streptophyta; Magnoliopsida; Lamiales; Oleaceae. The record is from the annotation of a GenBank genome assembly.